Molecule: messenger RNA, 2411 nt
Organism: Mercenaria mercenaria
Lineage: Eukaryota; Metazoa; Mollusca; Bivalvia; Venerida; Veneridae
Product: hemagglutinin/amebocyte aggregation factor-like
Exons: 5
Coding region: 179-739 (186 amino acids)
Source: RefSeq, a predicted model, not a curated record
GAUUCUGUUUUGCACAUUUAACACUUUUCCCCGUAAAGUUCAGUGUAUUAACCGGAUUUAAGUGUGUUUCUGGAGAAUCCGCGUUGUAUAUAGCCUCCUAUAUAUAUAUAUAUAUAUAUAUAUAAACUUGCAAAACUCCUCAUUUUUAGACUGCCUGAAAAGCUGUUGGACAUGAUAAAUGGCUUACACCAAGGCUAUUCGUUUGGUACUCUUGUUGGCAGUGGUGCUGUUUCAAACAUUGGGAACAGACGGAAACUAUAUAAAUGAUAUGGACGGACGGUUACACUUUAAUUGUCCAAUGGCAAACCAGUCCAUAUCGCAGAUUCAAAGCUAUCAUGUCAACCGUUACGAAGAUAGAAGAUUCAGAAUGAAUUGCAGAACUCUCCCAGGAAAUGUUCAAUAUUUCUCAACAAAAUGCUAUAACACAGGUUACCUGAAUGAAAUGGACAAAGUUCUUGAUUUUAACUGCGGAAGGAAUGGAUACAUUAAUGGAGUACAAAGUUAUCACAGCGACCACUAUGAAGACAGAAGAUGGAAAGUUAGGUGUUGUGAAGUACCAGGAAUGUUUCUUGUCAACUGCUCUACAACCUCGUGGACGAAUGACUGGGAUGGGUAUCAAAGCUUUACCUUACCAACUGGUCAAGUUCUUAGCGGCGCUUAUUCCUAUCACAAGGACUAUUAUGAAGACAGACGAUGGAAGUACCGAACAUGCAACGUGCGGGAUGGAAUAUUUGACUAACUCAUUCUAUUACCCAGACAACAACUUCCGGCUUUUUAUCCCCCAUAUUCGAUCUGGAGAUUCUUAAAAUUCAAACAUCUCAUUGGCUGCUUUUGGAUUCAAAUGUUAUCUUCUGUAAAACUGAUUAUUAUCUUAUUAUCAAAUAUUUUCACGAUCCCCAGUGCCUCAUCUUGGACAGGCACAGGUGUCAGUGUUUUACAAAGAGUAAAACAGGGAGGACAGGUCUCAACAGGAGCACAACACAGACGUAUUUUAAGGGUUUCAUGCAAGACCUUAGGAUCCCUUCCAAGUCAUGAAAUUUUGGACACAGUUUUGAGCGACCAUAAUGUUCAAAUGUGCAAGAAUUCAGUACAUAAAGUCUCCUUUACAUAGAAGGUGACCCUUUCAAGUUUGUUUAAGAUGUGCAUAUUAAGAUACAAACUGUAAUUUAUUUAGGGCGCCCUUAGGACCAGUGUUUUACAUAAAAAUAAGAAAGAAAAAUGGAGAGAGAAAAUGUUUCUCUUUAGGUUACAAGAGUACAUUGCUAAGAUGUAGGAUAGUGAAUAGUUUUCCACUGCUAUCUUUGUACUAGCCAUGUCCUUUUGUCAGUCAUAGAGUUGAUUUAUUGCUAUAUUGUGUAAAAAUGAUAUCUUUAUGAGAAAAUGUUUUCAUGUAGCAUUUAUAUAAUUUAACUAAACUAAAUAAUUCCCAAACUAGUCUGUUCAACAAAGGCAUAAGAGUCAAAUGCGUUACCGAAGCUUAUAUAUCCCUUUACAGUGUUACCAAGUCCGUCUGAAGAAAAAUUAAAGGAAAUAAUAAAGAUAAUGUAUAAUUUUAUAUGGAACAAUAAACCAGAAAAAAUCAAAAGAGAUGUACUACAACUUGAUUACGAGAAAGGAGGACUAAAAAUGAUAAAUAUUAAGUGUUUUUUGAACUCGAUAAAAGCCUGUUGGAUAAAACGAUUUAUGUGUAACAGUGAAAGUGUAAUUUGGGGUACUUUCUAUAAUACAAUUCUAAAACCAGCAGGGGGAAAGUUAGUAUUUGAAUGUAAUUUAAAUGAUAAAGACAUUGAAAACAUAUGUAAAAACAACACAUUUCUCAAAGAUGUUCUUAUUGCAUGGCAUACCAUUAAGAAGGUUGAAUUAAAUGACAUAAGUGGAAAACAGAUAAUCUGGAACAACUCUGACAUAAGGAAUGGGAAUAAAACAUUGUAUUACAAAGAAUGGUAUGAAAAAGGAAUAAAAUAUUUAGAACACUUAUUUGAUUACAGGAAAAAAGAUUUUUACUCUUUUGAACAAUUCAAGUAUUUAUACAGUCUAGAAGAUAAUGAAUUCCUAAAAUAUUAUCAAAUUAUCACCAGCAUUAAGCCGGAUCUAAAAGAAUCACUUAAAAAAGAAAACAUUAUUUACAAUACUACAGACAACCUGCUUAAUAAAAUUCAAGCAGCAAAAGCACCAAACAAAUUACUAUACACCAAACAAUUAAAUGUAAAACUUAAACCAGAAAUAAAAUCAGAAAAGAAAUGGGGAUCUACUGUUGAAAACAAUAACAUAAAAUGGAAUAAAAUUUAUGGACAAAUUUUUAAAGCAACGAUAGACACAAAAAUUAGAAACUUCCAGUAUAAAUUUUUAAUGCGAAUAGUUCCAACAAAUAAAUACUUGUACAAAAUGAAAUUGUCUAGAACAAACUUAUG